AAGUAGGUAGCAAAAUUUCAUUUACUUCGCGGUUCGCGGCGAUUGUUUUGACGUUUAAAUUUUUUGAAAUUGUAUAGAUAGCAGAUUUCCAUCUUUUCUUUGAAUAUAUUACAGUGUCAUCACUUCAAAAAUGACUUCUGCCAAAAAACUUAGUGAAGGUACAUGCUCUGAAUCUGUUGAUUCAAGUACAUAUUUUGUUGAUAGUUUUAAAGAGGCUACUUCUGAACUUCUUCGCAGAUUUUUAAGAAAAAUCGAGUUUAAAAAUUUCAAAACAAAACACUAUUCAGAAAUUUAUAAUGAAGAUCCUGAAUUAUUGAAAGAAACUUAUGAGCAGUUUUCAAGACAGUUGGAGAAUUCAAUCAAAAUUGAUCUUGAUGAACUUUGUAAUGAUCAAGAUAUUUAUGAGAAGCUCAAAACACUGGAUGAUCUAAAUAAAGAAUCUAAAAUUUCAGAAGAUGUUAAAGCUUGGAGACCAUCUGGAAAUCCUAAUGAAGAUGUCAGAGACUAUAGAUGCAUUUGCAAAUCCGCACACAAAAAAGCAUUGAAUGCUUUAUUAGAAAAUGUUCGAUCUCAAAAUGACCAACUGGAAAAAGAAGUGAUGGCCAAUCAUGAAGAGAUUAUAAUGUUAAAAGAAGCUGUCACGAAACAGGCUGAAGAAAAUAAAGCUGAUCUCAAUAUCUUAGAAGAAGUGGAUUUCAAUAUGAUUGAAAAUUUGAAUCAGAUGGUAGAUGACUAAUCGCAGUUUUGACAAGAAUAUGUUUUGAUUUGACUUCGUAUUUUACAUUUUAAUGAUAUGUUUGAAGUAUAUUUUUUAUAUUUAUUUUAUUCAUAUUUGAUAUGUUACUGUGAAACUGUAACCAUCUAUUGGAUAUUGUAUAUAUUCAUUUUACUUAUGAGCAAUGAACUAUCAUCGAAAUAAGUUUUAAAAAAAAAAACUGGCUCCUUUUGAAUUAUUUUGUUUACAACUAAUUUUUAUUCUUUUAUUGCCAAGAUAGUUUCCAUAAAGGUUGAAAAU
Molecule: messenger RNA, 1015 nt
Organism: Parasteatoda tepidariorum (common house spider)
Lineage: Eukaryota; Metazoa; Arthropoda; Arachnida; Araneae; Theridiidae
Product: polyamine-modulated factor 1
Biological process (GO): chromosome segregation
Cellular component (GO): MIS12/MIND type complex
Source: RefSeq, a predicted model, not a curated record